GUCCAAUGAUUUGGGUUCUGUAAAUUCACAAGUUGAUCCGGCGAGUAGAAGAUCUGACGACGCUGUUCACCGGCGACUCCAAGUUUCUUAAUGCGAUUUGAUUGAUUCAUAAAGGAGUGUAUUUUGUAAUCUCUUGGAUUCAGUCGAAGAAAUAUAUUAAGUGGAAAAUUUGUUCUCAAGAUCGACACAUACUUUGCAUGUCGAAUUCUUAUCGGCCUUGUUCAGCUUGAAAAUUGAAACCGAAUAUUAGAAAAUUCAUCGAAGUGUUGUUUAGAUAGUGGAAUUCUCUAUAGAUUUCAGAAAAUGGAAAGGAUAAUGAGCAAGAUGCGGAAUUUGGAUGCGUAUCCUAAGAUCAAUGAGGAUUUCUACAGCAGAACGAUCUCCGGUGGUCUCAUCACCCUUGUAUCUUCCAUCUUAAUGCUUCUGCUUUUCUUCUCCGAAAUGAGAUUAUAUCUUAAUUCUGUAACUGAAACUAAGCUAAUCGUAGACACCUCAAGAGGAGAACGACUCCGAAUCAAUUUUGAUAUCAUAUUUCCAUCACUUCCAUGUACAAUACUCAGUAUUGAUGCUAUGGAUAUCAGUGGAGAGGAACAUCUUGACAUUAAACAUGAUGUUUAUAAAAAGCGACUUGAUGCUUAUGGUAAUGUCAUAGAGUCAAGACAAGAUGGCAUUGGAACUCCCAAGAUUGAAAGGCCUUUGCAAAAACAUGGUGGAAGACUUCAACACAAUGAAACAUAUUGUGGUUCAUGUUUUGGUGCUGAAUCAUCAGAUAAGGAAUGUUGCAACUCAUGUGAAGAUGUUCGUGAAGCAUACAGAAAGAAAGGUUGGGCAAUGUCAGAUCCAGACAUGAUUGACCAGUGCAAAAGGGAAGGAUUCCUACAAAGAAUCAAAGAUGAACAAGGUGAAGGGUGUAAUGUAUACGGAUUCUUGGAUGUAAAUAAAGUUGCUGGAAAUUUCCAUUUUGCCCCUGGAAAAAGCUUUCAACAAUCACAUAUGCACGUCCAUGAUCUAAAAGCGUUUCAAAGAGACAGUUUUAAUAUAAGUCACAGGAUUAUUCGUUUAUCAUAUGGAGACUAUUUUCCAGGUGUCGUGAAUCCCCUUGAUGGUGUGAAAUGGACACAAAUAACCCCAACUGGAAUGUAUCAGUAUUUUCUCAAGGUAGUACCAACCCUUUACACAGAUGAUAGUGGACACAGUAUUCAAUCAAAUCAGUUUUCAGUAACUGAACAUUUCAAGGGUGCAGAAGUUGGGCGUCUUCAGACUCUUCCUGGAGUUUUCUUUUUUUAUGAACUUUCACCUAUCAAGGUUACUUUCACAGAGGAGUAUGUUUCGUUUUUGCACUUUCUGACUAAUGUUUGUGCGAUUGUUGGAGGUAUUUUCACUGUUUCGGGGAUAUUAGAUGCGUUUAUAUAUCAUGGUCAAAAGGCUAUUACAAAGAAGAUGGAGAUUGGAAAGUUUAAUUGAUGAUGGAAUUAACUCAUAAAAAUGGCAUUUUUUGUGAAAGAGAAACAGAUCCCCAUGAAAGAUUGUUUUAAAAAAAAAAAUUAGUUCGAUUCCGGUUUAUUACAAUCGCUUUAUUUAUUUAUUUAUUGAAGGUAAUAAAGUCGAUGUAAAAAUCUCAUGGGUAUAACAAAUUCAAUGUCAGCGGCUACAUUUUUUUUAUUAUUAUGAUAAGUAUAUGAUUUUAUAAUA
Molecule: messenger RNA, 1692 nt
Organism: Lactuca virosa
Lineage: Eukaryota; Viridiplantae; Streptophyta; Magnoliopsida; Asterales; Asteraceae
Source: the annotation of a GenBank genome assembly